Messenger RNA from Myripristis murdjan (pinecone soldierfish), 9938 nucleotides. It is a transcript of the gene prrc2c, whose product is annotated as proline-rich coiled-coil 2C. The record is from RefSeq and is a predicted model, not a curated record. Lineage: Eukaryota; Metazoa; Chordata; Actinopteri; Holocentriformes; Holocentridae. Gene Ontology annotation, biological process: cell differentiation.
AUGUCCGAGAAGUCAGGGCAGAGCACCAAGGCAAAGGAUGGCAAAACAAAAUAUGCAACCCUUAGCCUUUUCAACACCUACAAGGGCAAAUCUCUGGAAACCCAGAAAACUGCAGUGGCUGCCAGACAUGGGCUCCAGAGUUUGGGCAAAGUUGCUGUCAGCCGGCGCAUGCCCCCUCCGGCCAACCUGCCCAGCUUGAAGGCAGAGAACAAAGGCAACGACCCCAACGUCAACAUCGUCCCUAAAGACGGCAGCGGCUGGGCAUCUCGAUCUGAGACAGGGGAGGAGAGGCAACAGGAGACACCCCCACCCCAGAAGCCAGCAUCGCUCCAGUCACAGGAGCUUUCUAUAGGUGGCGGCCGCUCCUGGGCCAACAGCAAGCAGGCCCAGCUCGACGGAGCCCCUCGUGUGAGCAGCCACUUCCACCAGGAGUUUCCCAGCUUGCAGGCAGCCGGUGAGGGGGAGAAAGGAGACGGUCAGGAGGAGGAACCGUAUGGACCCGGUCCCAGCCUCAGGCCUCAAAAUGUUGGCAGUUGGCGAGAGGGAGGGGGGAGGAAUCUGAACGCUGCACCCAGCCCCCCUGAGAUGGACAGCAGGGCACCGGAGGAGGGUAAUACAGGCCUUGGUACCUCCUCACCCCCCGGAGAAGCUGAUGAGCCGUCCCGAACACUAAUCAGUGAUGGCCAGAGGGAGAAGAGAGAUAACAGGGAGAGGCUGCCUCCUUCUGGCCCCUCUCAGCCUAAACUCAAUGGGGGGCAGCAGUCUCCUGCUGGUGUGCCAUCACACUUCCACGCUCCUUUCAGGAGCAUGAUGCCACCUUAUAUGUUCCACGCCUAUCCUCGAAUGUCCUUUGGCCCUGGACAAGGAAACUUCAGAUAUCCUGUGGCACAAGAUGGAGCCAAGGGCCCUCGGUCAGGACGGCCUCAGCAGGGGCCCCCUCAGUCCUGGCUCCAGGACCCAGACAGGCCUUCCAUCAUUAGCGCCACAGAACUCAAGGAGCUGGACAACUUGGACACCGAUGCUGAUGAGGGCUGGGCUGGAGCUCAGAUGGAGGUGGACUACACUGAGAAACUAAACUUCAGCGAUGAUGAGGAGAACCAAGCUGCUAAAGAAAAAGGGGACAACUGGGAAUGGAUGGGUAAAGUGGAGCGUAUGAGGUCCCGAACAUCAGACAGUCAGGAAGGCUGGAAGGAGGGUUCUGAGGAUCGUGGAAGUACCAAAAGCUCAUGGGCUGACAGUGUAGACCCCAGAGCACCAUCUCCUGGCAGUAUGGGGCAGUACAAUAAAUCAGGAGCUCCACAGGACUAUCAGGCUGGUGGUCGUACAGUGGGUGGCGGCGCUGCGCGUGGGACCAAACCACUGGCCACAGCACCACCUGGUGCUGAUGAAGACUCUGAGGCCUGGCGACAAAAGCGCAAGAAGCCCUCAGAGCUUUCUGAAGCUGUGGAACGAGCAAGGCGGAGAAGAGAGGAAGAAGAGAGGCGGAUGGAGGAACAACGCCUCGCUGCCUGUGCUGAAAAACUUAAACGUCUCAAUGAGAAACACCGCCCGGCAACUGAGAGCAAACCUCCUGAGACCACCAAUGAGGAGGCUGGAGCUGUGCAUGAGGAAACACCCCCACUAUCAGCUCCUGCUCCUGCUUCAAGUCCUACAGCUUCAGUGCCAAUUUCACAACCCCAGGCCCCUAUCAUGCAAGCUCCUCUACCAGACAGGGAGAGAGAGAGGGUGGAGCGAGACAGGGAGCGGAUAGAGAGAGAACGGGAGAGAGUUGAGCCCAGUGCUGAGGAGGAGGGGCACUUUGUGCCUCGCCAGCCCAGCCCACCUGUCCAGAGACCUGUGGCUGUAGCUCCAGAGCCUCAGAGGGAGGGAGAGGGCUCCUUGGGUGAAGUAGGCCCCCUGGUGGAGGAGAGCCAAGCUGACAGGACAACAAUGCCUGUUCGAGACUAUUUCAACAUUGACGACAACAGAGUGGAUGAGCCCCACCUCGCUCUGACUCGUAUGGACCCCCCCAGUGGAGAGGAAGUCCCUGUAGGACCCCCAGAACUGGAAGGAGAGGCAGGGGCCGCCAUGCGUCCCGCUCUCACCUCGGGCUAUUCCAAACAGUUCCAGAAAUCUCUGCCUCCUCGCUUCCUCAGACAACAGGAGCAGAUGAAGCAGCAACAGUGGCAACAACAACAACAGCAACAGCAGAGUGGGGGUUCUGUGUCGCCCUCAGGUGGUGGUGGAGUCCCAGCUUCCCAACAGCAGCAACAACAACACCGCUCCAUGUAUCAGCCCAUGGGCCCCCAUCAUCAGCACCUGGCUUCCAUGGGGUUUGACCCCCGCUGGCUCAUGAUGCAGUCAUACAUGGACCCCCGCAUGAUGUCAGGGCGACCACCCAUGGAUAUGCCACCUAACAUGCACCCUGGGAGGAUGCCUCCUAAGCAGAUAGUUCGCAGAGAGCCAGGAGACAACUCUAGCUCCAGCUCUGACUCCUUUGACCACUUGACCCGGCCGAUUCGCGACCAUGGCCUGCCCUCGGAGUCACGCAUGGUUUGGGGGUCUGACCCGUACACUCAGUCAGAACCCUUACCUUCUGUCACUCCUCCUAAAGGACGGGAUGAUAACAAGGAGCCUAGGCUAGACUCUGGUUUGGAUCUAGACAGGGGUCUCCAGGCUGUGUAUCCUCAAGACCACAGUGCGUUGGACUCUCGCAAAAGUGACUUCUUCCGAGACCCUACAGAGUCCCUAUCAGCAUUUGCCCAGGGUCCAGAGGAUGCCCCGGGGCCUCUAGACAGGGCUCAUGUUGGCUCGGGCUUUGACCCUGAAGAGCCAGGCCUACCCACUGGUGAAGAGGUGGAAGCCCUUGGUCAGGCAAUGCUCCAGAGGAGUGUCUCCCAGGGCUCCAACCACUCCCUCAAACUGGAUGAACCCAGGUUUGAUGGGCUCCCUCUGGGGACAAAAUCACUAGAUCUCCAGGACACAGGGGAGAGGGCUGAGGAUAAGGCCCGUAACGAGCCCUACUCCCAGGCUGUUGUGACAAGCAAUAGGGCUACACCUCCUGCUGAUGGACUCCACAAACAAGAGAAGCUGCCUCUGCCUGCCCCAAGUAAGCAGAAAGCUGAGCUGCGUUGGGGUGGGAGAUCUGGGGCUGGACGUAGGGAAGGACCAGGGGGUGAGAGACCUGUUAGGAGGUCUGGGCCAAUAAAGAAACCUGUUCUGAGGGACAUGAAAGAGGAGAGGGAGCAGAGGGAGGAGAGAGAGAAGCGCCAUGAGAGAGGAGAAAGAGGAGAGAGGCCCAAAAAGGAUCUGGCAACAAAAGCUCCCUCUGCAGCUGCUGCUGUGUCUGAGGGCUCCAGGUCCCAGAGUGAGGGAAAGAGAGAAGUUAAUGAGGUUGAGGAAACACCAUCAGGCCCUCAGAGAGCCAGAGACUCCCAGCCUUCUUCUGGGGCUCCCACCUCUUCCUCUCAGGAGGAGAAACCAGACAAACCACCCAGCAAUGACAAACAUCCAGAACCUAAACUGCCCUCCCGGAAAGAGUCCAACCUCCCUCCACGUGCCUAUCGACGAGAGGAGAGGGAGAGAGAACGUGAGAGGGAGAGAGAAAUGGAAAGGGAGAGAGAGAGAGACUGGCCUGCUGACUCGAGUUUCAAAGGACGUGGUCGAGGGGAGUAUUACUCCCGUGGAAGGAGCUACAGAGGUACCUACAGUGGGCGGGGCAGGGGCAGUCGGGGCCGAAGCAGGGGGGAGUACCCUUACCGGGAGCCUCGAUCGCGCUCUGAUCUACCUGCUGCUGGAAGUGCUGCUGCAUUCCGCAACAGGGAGGAAAGUGAGACACGCAGUGAGAGCUCUGACUUUGAGGUAAUGCCCAAACGCCGGCGACGCCGUGGUUCUGAUACAGAUUCUGAAAGUGAAGGUGGAAGGGAGUCUGCCAGUGAUACUGGGCCCUCAGACCGUGAGCCUAGCACCAAACCUAACCGACCACUCAGACGAGAGCUUCCAGGGGAGGCCCGGUCUGGCCCACACAAGCCUGGCUUUGGACCUCCUCACAUGGGAGAGAAAGUUGGAUCUAGAGGGGAUGAUGAAAGCAGGCCCAAGCCAGGGUUCCUUCCUAAAGGGGAGCCUUCUCGGCGAGGCAGGGGAGGGUUGUACAGUAGACGAGGAGGAGCAAGGGAGCGCGGAGGCCCCCGCUCAGCCCCACUUAGACGGCCAGCAACCCGAGAGUCCUCUUCUCAGUGGCCCUCUAAACCUAUGGAGACAUUCAGGCCCGAGGACACUGAGUCCACAUCUUCAAGAUACGACAAUCCUCCCACUGACCGACGCCCCCCAAAAUAUGAGGGCAAGAAGUUUGGGGAGGGAGCUCCUCAAAGUAGUAGAGAAAGGCCUCGUCGGCCCAGACCAGCAAGGCCCCCCAGGCAAGACAAACCUCCCCGCUUUCGACGGUUGAAGGAGCGGGAGGCUGCAGUGUUGGCUGGUGGAGAAACAGUUCCUAGUCCCCCUGCCCCUCUACCCCCAGUACCUGCUGCUGCUGCUCCUGCUGUCCCUGGCUCUGCCCCUGCACCCAUCUCCCUCUCCCCAACCCUGUCUAGAGCUCCAGGAACCCCCAUCACCGUGCCUGCAGAAGUGGGGGCCACUGUGCCUGCCCCCGACCUGCCCUCACCUAUAGAAGCACCCUUGCCUGAGACUAGCACUCCCACCAUCACGGCCAUUGGUACCAAGUCCCCUGACCUGUCCAACCAGAACUCUUCAGACCAAGCCAAUGAGGAGUGGGAAACUGCUUCUGAGAGCAGCGAUUUCAAUGAGCGGAGGGAACGGGAAGAGAGGAGGGGAGCACUGGAGGCUGCUAAUGCUGCAGCUGCCUCAUCCCCUCCUGCACCUGCACCCCCACAGGGCUCUGUGACGCCCAGUAAAACUCCUCCCGAGGCAGGGAUGACCCCAAAACGUGAAGGAGCUCCGUCAGCAAAGAGGAGUUUCUCCAGCCAGAGGCCGACAGAGAGGCAGAACCGUAGAGGAAACAGUGGAGCCAAACCAGGCCGCAGCUACACAGGGGGCAAGGGGGAGAGAAGGGGAGGGGCCAAAGCUGGCCGCAGAGGCCCUGCAGCUCAGCAGAAUUCGGAGGCGACGAUAGCAGCAGCAGGUGGAGCAUCCCAGAGACCUGCUAAAGAGCAGCUGGCUCGACGCAAAGAUGAGGCCAAGCAGGCUGCUAAGAAGCCCAAGGAGAACGCUCUUUCUCAGUUUGACCUCAACAACUAUGCCAGUGUUGUGAUCAUUGAUGACCACCCAGAGGUCACCACCACAGAGGAUCCCCAGUCCAGCACCAAUGAUGAUGGCUUCACAGAGGUGGUCUCCCGUAAGCAACAAAAACGCCUGCAGGAUGAGGAGAAACGGAAGAAGGAGGAGCAGACCACUCAGAACUGGGGUAAGAAAGGCUCUGGUGAGAAAGGCAGAGGAGGUGGAGGGAAGCUGCCUCCUAGAUUUGCUAAAAAACAAUCAUCACAGCAACAACAACAACAACAACAACAACAACAACAGCAGCAACAGCAGCAGCAGCAGCAGCAAGCCUCACAGCCUCAGCCUCCAGCAGCUCCUGCCCCACAGCCCCAGCCCCAGCCACCCAUCUCUGCCCCCCAGCAUCCUCACCCUGCCCCUUCCCAACCCGCUGCCUCGCCCCAGACUCUGGAAGGAGCUGUGGCACCAAUGUCCUCCAUACCUCCUGCCACCGUGGACUUUACCUCCAAGAGCCUACCCCCUGCUCCCACCCAGACUCACAGCACACUGGGUACGGAACUGUGGGAGAACAAGGUAGCAGGCUCCACUGUCCUUCCUGACGUCAAGAAGCUUGGUCCAAUCAGCCCUCCCCAGCCCCCCUCUGUGAGUGCCUGGAACAAACCUCUUACCUCCUUCACUGGAACUGUCACCUCUGAGGGUGUGAAGCCUGGAACAGAGGGCAGCGUGGAACUGGGAAUAGACAGUAUCCAGUUUGGAGCGCCAUCGUCUGCAGGCAGCACUGACAGUGAUGGAGUACCAGCCUUGCUAGAAACUGGACCUGACAACAAACUACCUGCUCCCAAAGAACAGAGACAGAAACAGCCCCGCGCUGGACCAAUCAAAACACAGAAGCUUCCUGAGAUGGAACCAGUGGAGACCAAGGAGUAUAAGCCCGGUCCCAUUGGUAAGGAACGCUCUCUGAAGAACCGUAAGGCCAAAGACGCCCGUGGAGGGGAAGGCGAGGGGAUGGAGGGAGGAGUGCCUGGAGGAGGAGUCAGCAGAGCCACAGACUCCAGCCCUCCUACCAGUGAUGCCACCGUACCAGAGCUAGGAGGAGACAUUGAGGGCAUGAUUACGGUCCCUUCAGCAGAGUACACCAGCAACUCCAAGGAAUCUGUAACUGACUACACCACGCCCUCCUCCUCCCUGGCGGACAGUGUUCCAACAGGAGGGAGCAAAAUGGAAGAGAGCCUGGUGGCCAAUGUGGCUUUACCCCACUCCUUGCCGCUGCCUCGGAGAGAGACCCUGCAGCAGAGCUCCAGCCUCAGCACCGUCUCCCCUGCUACUGUUGACCUCACACUGAAGAUGGAAUCAGCCCGUAAGGCAUGGGAGAACUCCCCAAGUCUAGUGGAGAAGAAUUCUCCAGUCACCUCCUCUUCCUCUCCCAUCACCUCCUGCGCCUCCUCCUACUCUUCCUUCUCCUCGGCCUCCAUGCCACAGAUCCCCGUGGCCUCAGUUACCCCCAGCACCUCACUGUCAGGCUCUGGGACUUAUACUACGUCGUCCCUGAGCACCAAGACCACCACGGCCUCUGACCCUCCAAACAUCUGUAAGGUGAAGCCCCAGCAGCUGCAGGGUGGCAGCUUGUCUUCGUCUAGCAGUAGCAGUAGUAGCAGCAGCUUCUCCCAGCUGGGCUGUGUGCCUCCCCUCCUACCCCAGCAGCAGCAGACCCCACAGGUCUACGUCUCGCAGUCUGCAGCAGGUUCUGCAGCCCAGAUUCCAGCUUUCUACAUGGACACUAGUCACCUCUUCAGCACCCCCCACCCUCGUUUAGCACCCCCCUCCCUGGCACAGCAGCAAGGCUUCCAGCCUGGCCUCUCACAGCCAACAGCGGUGCAGCAGAUUCCUAUCCCUAUCUACGCCCCUCUACAAGGACAGCCUCAGCACCAACACACACACCAGGCCCAGCUAGGACUCAGCACUGGACCUCCUGUCUCCCAGCCACAGGACCUGUUCAGCUCCUCACUGCAGCCUUACAGGUCUCAGCAGGCGUUCAUGCAGAGCAGCCUGUCGCAGCCCUCCAUGAUGCUGUCAGGACCCUCCCUGCACAGCUACCCUGGUGUACAGGCACCAGAGCUGGGCAAGCCUCAGUCCAACCUGGCCUAUCAGCAGCCCUCCUCCACCCAGCACAUUCCCAUUCUGUUUGAGCCCCAGCUCAACCAGCCCUCUGGCAUGGGAGGCUCCCAGCUUAUUGACACCCACCUACUGCAGGCUCGACAGGGAAUGAAUCAGCAUUCAAACAUGUACUCAGGGCAGGUGCAGCAACAUGGCCAGAGUAGCUACUAUAGCAACACCCAGUCCCCCAGCUCUGCAAUGCAACAGGUGACAGUACCUCUCCCUGGGUCCCAGCUGUCCCUGCCAAACUUUGGUUCAGGAGGAGGUCAGCCCCUCCUGGCGCUGCCCCCCACCCCUCCCCAGGCCCAGCCGCCCAGCAUCAACCGACAGCCCCCAGUUUCCCAGCCAUACCGGGGCAUCAUGGGCCCCAACCACAACAUGAUGCAGCCUCCCACCAGCAAGAUGGACAUGGAUCUUAAACUGUUCAGCAGUGGGAUGGAUGUGAAGCCUGGAACCCCUCCUGUCAGCGCCAGGAGCACCACCCCAACCUCCAGCCCUUACAGAGCAAGCUCCAUCCCCAGUAGCCAGUCCAGUAAAAUGAACAGUAUGCUGUACCAGAAACAGUUCCAGCCCAGCUCUGCAGGCAUGAGAAUGACCCAGCACUUCCCUGGCCAGUUCAACCCACAGAUUCUGUCUCAGCCCAACAUCGUCUCUCCUCUGGUGCGACCUCCUCACGCUAACUCCUUCGCUGGAGGUGUCCAGCGCUCCCCCAUGGGCCCUCCCAUGUCUCCCAACGUGGGCGGUGGCCUGAUGCCUCAUCCCCGACCCCAGCACCCACAACACAGCCAGCACCCUCCACGAGGACCCCCGGGGCCCUCCCUUGCACCCAGAGGCACACAGGCGGCUCUGAAGGCAGAGCAGGACCUCAAGGCAAAGCAGAGGGCUGAAGUGCUCCAGUCCACUCACAAGUUCUUCUCAGAGCAGCAACAACAGCAACAGCAACAGCAGCAACUCAAGGCCCCUCAAGUCAGCAAGUCAUCUCGCCUUGAUCAGAGUGGAAAGCCUCCCCUCGACACCUUGGCCCCUAACCAUCAGUCGGGGGGCGAUCGGCCAGAGUCUGACAAACCCCCCCUGUCCACGGGCAAGCCCAUACGGACUGGCCCCAUCAAACCCCAGGCCAUCAAGCCAGAGGAGGGCAAGUAACGAGCUGUACACCCUCUUCAGAUGGCAAGUUGGAUGGAUGGAAGAGGAAUAGAAGAGAGAAAAUCCAGCUCUAUUCACUCACUCACCCCCACAUCAACUCUGGGGAGAGAGUGGGGCGCAUUAGAGGGGGGAGAGGAGGAUGGGUUGGGGUAGAGAUCCAAACAAGAAUGGUUACUGACAGUGGGCACUGUCCUGUGUGUACAUAACCCUCUUCUCUCUCCCCCUUCCCUGCCUCACUUUUUGGUGGGGACAUUUGAGUUGGAUUCUUCCAUCACAUUUAAAUGGGGAUGAGACAGCUGCACAAGUUGUUGCAUAAAAAAAGUCUACUGUGAUGGUAGAUAACAAGGGGAAGAGUUGAAAAAAGAAAAAAAGAUGAGAUUCGCUGCUGAGUUUGCCAUUUUUAUAGCUCUGAUUUACGUUCCUUUCUUUUUUUUUCCCCAAAUAGGAUCACACAUAUAGGGCAGAUAUGUUUUGUUAACGAAAGAAUGAAUCAAUCUUGUUUUUGUAGUCGGACAUACAAUCUUAUUUAAGGAGAUGUCAUUUUAGUGAAGCACAGAUUGUGUUUCCCCCCCAAUCCUCCCAUCAUUACUAAUCAAGAGAUUGUGUGUGUGCAUGUGCAUUAAAAGCUCUGCACCACUUUACCAAACGUAUGCACACACGAACUCGCGCAACGGUUUCAAGAAUAUUUACUGAAUGGAGACACGAAAUCAGAAAUUCUGUUGUCAUUUUGUUUUUUGUUUUCCCAGAACGGAAAUGUGAAAUUGCAGCAGUUGAUUGAUUUUUGGUGAUUGAUUAGUCUGCCUGUGAGCCUUUGCUCCUGCCUUCUGCUCUCAUCUCCUUGCCUGAGAAUACUGAUGUGCUUGUGUGUAUGUGUGCUGCGUGCAUGUGUGCGCGCUGGGUGGGUGUGUGUGUGUGUUUGUGGUAUAAACAGGGGAAAGCUUGUAGCUGGAAUGUCUCCUGUAUAUUAGCCAAGGAAACGCAGCGCAGAGAUGAUGUCACGGAGCCUUUAAGGAUUCCUGUUGCAGUGGCAGCAGAGUUUUGAGUGGAGUUAAAGAAUUGUGUGGAAAUGAUCACUACGAACAGGCGUUCCAGUUUAGGGCCUACUCUCUCACACCCUUUCACCGCUUUCACGCCCAUCCUUGCUGUCUCACCACACACAUACACACACUUCACUGUAAAGCACCCAGACCUGCUGCUAUUGACUGAGUUCAGUGCCCUUAGCUAGGAUAUAGCAGGAUAGGGCUACUUAGAGGAAUAGAAAGGGUGAGGACUUGAUUUUCUAAACAGUAGAAAACUUGAGUGUUUGUAUGUGAACCCUCACAAACAAAGGGGGGAACAAAAACAGAGCGGAUAAAGAGAAAUUUAAAAAAACAAAACAAAAAAAAAAAAACAUGAAAUGAGAAGCCUCAAGUUCUGAAGCGUUUGGGCAGAAG